AUGGCGUACCACCCUGCUGGAGGUUUUAAAUCCUGUUUAAUUACCUGUUUGCUUCCAGUCAGAAACCCCCCGCCUGAGAACAUCCACAUAUCCUCUCUACCUCCCAGUGUUCCCCUGGAUCAGGAGUCAGAACCAUCAGGUCAACAAGAUGCACCUUAUGAUGUUUCAGCAGAGGACUCUGUGCAAAACCAGGAGAAAGCAGUAAUCCAGACCACACACACUCACAGGGGGUUGUAUGCACCUUCAGUAUUCCUCCAGAACCAUAGUAAUGAACCACCUCCAUCUACAUACUUCGAACAGAGGGUCCCCGUUCCUGAGGAGGACAAUGAGAGGUUGUUUAGUCUGCGUAAACUCUGGGCUUUCACUGGACCUGGGUUUCUGAUGAGUAUCGCCUACCUGGACCCAGGAAACAUCGAAUCUGACCUCCAGUCAGGAGCUAAAGCUGGAUUUAAGCUCCUCUGGGUGCUGCUGUUGGCCACCAUCAUCGGCCUGCUGCUGCAGCGGCUGGCGGCUCGGCUGGGCGUGGUAACCGGGAUGCACCUGGCUGAAGUCUGCCACCGCCAGUACCCCACUGUACCUAGAAUAAUCCUGUGGUUGAUGGUGGAGCUGGCGAUCAUCGGCUCAGACAUGCAGGAAGUCAUCGGCUGUGCCAUCGCUUUCAGCCUCCUGUCCUCUAACAGGAUCCCGCUCUGGGCCGGUGUGCUCAUCACCAUUGUCGACACCUUUGUCUUCCUCUUCCUUGAUAAGUACAGCUUAAGAAGACUGGAAGCCUUCUUUGGUUUUCUUAUUACUAUUAUGGCCAUAACCUUUGGAUAUGAGUAUGUGACGGUGGCUCCUGACCAAGGACAGCUGCUGAAGGGGAUGUUUGUGCCGUACUGCGAGGGCUGCGGACCCGUUCAGCUUACUCAGGCUGUCGGCAUUGUGGGUGCCGUCAUCAUGCCUCACAACAUUUACCUCCACUCUGCUCUUGUCAAGUCUCGAGAGGUGGAUCGCUCGAAGAAGAAAGAAGUAAAAGAAGCAAACAAGUAUUUCUUCAUCGAGUCGGCCAUCGCUCUGUUUGUCUCGUUCCUCAUCAAUGUGUUUGUGGUCGCCGUCUUUGCUGAGGCGUUCUACCAGCGCUCAAACAUCGAGGUGUUUAACACCUGCAACCAAUCAGGAAGUUAUCAACCCGACCUGUUCCCUCUGAACAAUGAAACUCUGGAGGUUGACAUCUACAAAGGGGGAGUCAUCCUGGGCUGCUUCUUCGGCCCAGCAGCGCUCUACAUAUGGGCGAUUGGGAUUCUUGCAGCCGGUCAGAGCUCCACCAUGACAGGAACAUACUCUGGACAGUUUGUCAUGGAGGGUUUUCUGAACCUGCGUUGGUCCCGUUUUGCUCGAGUGUUGCUGACUCGCUCCCUGGCCAUCAUUCCUACGCUGCUGGUAGCCAUUUUCCAGGAUGUGCGGCACUUGACCGGCAUGAACGACUUCCUCAAUGUGCUCCAGAGCAUGCAGCUGCCAUUCGCCCUCAUUCCCAUCCUCACCUUCACCAGCCUGCCUUCUCUAAUGAAUGACUUUGCCAACGGACUGACGUAUAAAAUAGGAGGAGGGCUGGUGAUCCUGUGUGUGUGUGCCAUCAACUUGUACUUUGUGGUUGUCUACGUGACUGCACUGAACAGUGUGUGGCUCUACGUGCUGGCUAGCUUCCUCUCCAUAGCAUACCUCACAUUUGUGGGCUACUUGGUAUGGCUGUGUCUGAUAGCACUGGGAGUGUCCUGCCUGGAUCCAAGCACCAGGAGAGGAAACGACACGACCAUCCUCAUAGACCAGCAGUCGGAGUUUGACACCUGAGUCAGAUGUAUGUUAAAGUGGAUCAUCGGUGCAGCUGCUAACAGGGAUCUGGACCUUUAUCUGGGUCUCUAAUACUACAGUUUAUUUACAUCAGAAUGGUGCUUAAGAUGUUUUUACUAUUCUGUAAUUUAUAAUGCAUUUUUUAUUGUCUGUAUCUUUAAUGAAGCAGAGGUGGAAAAAGUUGAAGGAAACAAAUUUUCCAGUAUUUCAAAGCACCAGGAUGGAAUUGUCAGAGUCAAAUCGCUUUAAAAACAGCUAUGACUCACCAUUGCAUGGAUAUGAGACACCCCAUCAGGUUGUGUAGAUGUGCUGUAGGAGCUCUCUAGCUUCCUUGCUUGUAUACAGCACUUUUUAGUAAUCAAAACCUCUAAAAGUUUCCACAUCUUGUCACCUUAACACCAGAACACCAAAGUAUUUAUUAUAAUUUUAUUACUUUAUAAUUAAGGGAUAAGUGGUUAUCAGAAUUUUAUCUGUUGAGAUUCAUUUUCAAAUCUCCACUUUGACUAGACCUUUCUGACAAUCUGUCCUGCUGGAAGGUUAAGUGUCGUCCAUCCAGCAGGACAAAUCUAUUGCGUAGAUAUUUUCCAGGAUUAGUUUGUUGUUAGUUCCAUUUACCCUCUAAUUAACUCUGGCCCAUUUUCCUGCCCACCUUGAUUAAUCGAAUCACCACAGCAUCAUGCUGCCACCACCGUGCUUCACCACAGGCACCCGUACAAAGAUAACCUUUGACCCACUGGCUUUAAAGUGAAUUGGACGGGCUUGUAUUACAUUUAGGCCCUGAACAAUAUCUGCCUAUAGAGGUGAACUGUAUUAGUAUGAGUUUGAUUUAACAUGAAUUUCUGCCUGCCGGUUUAGGUUAGUCAUGUUUUGACUGGAGCAGUUCUGCCACAUUCUUUUCAUGUUCAGAUGAUGACUUGAACUAAUGUGAAUUGAAAUGUUCAGCUUCCUGUAUCAUUUCAGAACCCAGCCCUUUUCUAAACCUCUCCUCAACAUUCUUCCUGACCUGCCACUUGUGUUCCCUGGUCUUCAUGCUCCUUUAUUCACUGAUUUUCUCUAACACAGCAAACUUGGUUGUAAUUUAUUUAGGGAUAUCGGAGUUAGGAGGUGGUAUAAUGCUUGCCCCACUUUCCAGACUUGACCCGCCCUCUCCACAAAAAAUGCACCUGCACAACCUUGUAACCGCUUCCGAGAGGGAACGCCUAUAAAACUCGUGCGAGAGCAUGCACGUGCUCAUUUCCUCUCGUGCACGCUCUGUUUAAAAGUUGCUGUUUGCAUCGCAUAUACAGGUUUACUGUACCCAAACGUCCACCCUUAAUCCCUCAAUCACUAUAUAGAGCAGGGACUAUUUAGUGAAAUUUAUAGCGAACUCAGUUAACUUACCGUUCGGACAGAUGAUCACUGCUUUUUUGCUCCCCGUGGGUCACAUAACUCGGCCUCCAUCACGCAGUGCCUACGCCAUCUUUGUUAUUAGUCGCCGCUGUAAGGUCAGCAAACGAUUCCGGGAUAUAUCUGCCUCUUCUGAGGCUUUCUUUUCUUCUCAUACACUUCGUAGAAACUUU
Cyprinodon variegatus (sheepshead minnow) is the source of this 3386-nucleotide messenger RNA. Its product is annotated as natural resistance-associated macrophage protein 2-like. The coding region runs from base 1 to 1827 and encodes 608 amino acids. The transcript has 16 exons. Gene Ontology annotation, cellular component: plasma membrane. The record is from RefSeq and is a predicted model, not a curated record. Gene Ontology annotation, biological process: metal ion transport. Lineage: Eukaryota; Metazoa; Chordata; Actinopteri; Cyprinodontiformes; Cyprinodontidae. Gene Ontology annotation, molecular function: cadmium ion transmembrane transporter activity; manganese ion transmembrane transporter activity; iron ion transmembrane transporter activity.